CGCCGCGGCGCCGCCCGCCCCCGCCCCGCCCCGGUCAGCUGGGUUCCGCGUCCAGCCAGCUGAGGAGCAUCCCGGGCGGCGCGAACGGCCCAGCCAUGUCCGCAGCCAUGAGGGAGAGGUUCGACCGGUUCCUGCACGAGAAGAACUGCAUGACUGAUCUCCUGGCCAAGCUCGAGGCCAAGACUGGAGUGAACCGGAGCUUCAUCGCGCUCGGUGUCAUCGGACUGGUGGCUUUGUAUCUGGUGUUCGGUUAUGGAGCCUCUCUCCUCUGCAACCUGAUAGGUUUCGGAUACCCAGCCUACAUCUCAAUGAAAGCCAUCGAGAGCCCCAACAAAGAUGAUGACACCCAGUGGCUGACGUACUGGGUGGUGUAUGGUGUGUUCAGCAUCGCCGAGUUCUUCUCCGACCUUUUCCUGUCCUGGUUCCCCUUCUACUACAUGCUGAAGUGCGGCUUCCUGUUGUGGUGCAUGGCUCCCAGCCCGUCCAACGGGGCUGAACUGCUGUACCGGCGUGUCAUCCGUCCCAUCUUCCUGAAGCACGAGUCCCAGGUAGACAGUGUGGUGAAGGACGUGAAGGACAAAGCCAAAGAGACUGCAGACGCCAUCAGCAAAGAAGUCAAGAAGGCUACGGUGAACUUGCUGGGCGACGAGAAGAAGAGCACCUGAGUCCUGGCUGGGCGGCCCCUCCCCCACUCACCCCCUUAGAGCUCCGUGUUAUGCUAGGGACAGUGGCACAGGUGUUGGAUAAUGUUGCCUUGGAAACUUUCUGAUGUAUUAAAAAUGGAAUGUGUUGUAAGGUGUUUCGCUUUUAUUGUCAUAUAUGUAGGGAACGUUUUCAUUUAAAUCUAACAGAGUGGGCAGUACCUAAAAUUUUUAAAUAUGAGUCUGAAGACACGUCACUAUAUUCCAGGAAAUUCAAACCGAGAUUGGAAAUCUCUGUCCGUAGGCCCUGUGCUCUGCGGGGCUCACCUGCAUGCGUCUUCCUGUGCUUACAGUUUGGAAACCUUUGUGUUGUGCUUCACUCGGUGUAUGAUUUUAUAUAGUUCUGUGUUUUAAUGUAUCUGUGUAUAUACAUAUAUAUGGAAAAUGUUAUAGUUUGGCUAGAACAUGCGUAGUGCUUGUGAGAAGAGGCCAAGGAAGGUUGCAGACACCACCUGUGACCUGUGAAGCAAGAUCCCCCCCCCCCCAAGGCUGGAAUGCUGUCGUGAUGAGUGCACUUCCAAAUACCAUUUCAGAAAGUGAUACAGAUGGGAUUGGGGAUUUAGCUCAGUGGUAGAGCGCUUGCCUAGGAAGCGCAAGGCCCUGGGUUCGGUCCCCAGCUCUGAAAAAAAGAGCCAAAAAAAAAAAAAAGUGAUACAGAUGAGUAAGACAUCCCAUCCCCCAAGACAGCCCAUCCCCCAAGACAGCCCAUCCCCCAAGACUUCCCACCCCCCCAAGACAGCCCAUCCCCCAAGACAGCCCACCUCCCAAGACUUCCCGCCUCCCAUUGCAUACCUCAGUUUUUAAAAACAUGAUCCCAUGUAGCCCAGGAGAACUCUGAAGUCCUGAUCCUCCUGCUGCCUCCACCUCCCAGCUUCUGCUCACUGCAGGCUGGUGCCCCAUGGUGGCUUACGUGUGCCGUCUUGUUCGUGUAACAGCACAUUGUAUACUGAUAGCAUCCAGCUCUAAGAGCAGUUCUGGACAAGUGAGGGGCAGCGGCGGCUGGGAUGAACUUUUCACUCUUUGUUUUUAUGGCCAACCUCAAGAGGUCUCCCUACUUUAUAAUUUGUAAUUAUUAGCAUUCCCUUACAGAUGCUUCAGUCUAUGUUUCGUUUAAGUGACCGCCUGUCAAAGUGGCUUGCUGGGUCAGAGGUUUGGAUCUAAGAGUCUGUGCUUUGCACCUCAGGCCAGCUUUUCAGCCUUUGAGUUGGUCUGAAGGAGCUGUCUGCCAAAGCCAACAGCAGGAGUUACCUUCAGGACAAUGGGCAAUGAUUCUCCUACAGAUGACUCAGAUCACAAUAAUAUACAAUACUAACAAUACAAAAUAAGAGGGUCACAGGGUUCGUUUUCCUGGGAAUACUAGUAAUCAUUAGGCAUCUUCUGACUUAAGGUGGGGGGAUCUUUUUAGAAAAUAAAAACAGUUGUUUAUAGAAAACCAAUUGUUAGGUCUUAAAAAUAUUUAGGUCCUUAUAAGUAAAAGCACGUUUUUCUUGUUGGCAGAGUGAAAAUUAACAUCGACGAUGUAAUCUAUAAGAACAGUGUUAAUAUACAACAUACUCUAUGUGAGGGGAUGGGCAGGCAGGGACUCACAGUUACUUAGAGGUUCUUGGUGGAAACACUGCUGCAGUGAAGUAAACCCCAAAAGCAAUUUUGCCCUAUCAACCCCACAGCUUUCACCAGAGCAGGCGCCGGGAAGUCAUUACUUCUAGCAGCUGUUAGUAGGAGAAAUCAUUGACUUCUGCCUGCCCGUCCUUCCCAAAUAAAACAGUGUCAUGACUACGAGUGUUGACAGUGAGCUGGCUGGAAACAAAGUGUUUAUUUGUAUCUGAGUGGUAUUUCAAAGACAUAUAAAGUUCCAGAAUUCUUGCUACACUUUAAAGCUUGCUGUUGUAGGGCAAUUCUUUCCUGUCAGUCAUUUGGACUGCAUUGCUGCUGUUGUGGGGAAGAAUCCUCCAUCCACACCUCAGAAAACAGUCACGGCCUAAAUAAAAUAUCGCCUGGCCUCAGAUGUGAAUAGGAGUGCCCGGGCCUUCCUUACGUGUUCCCAGACUCCCCUGGCUGCCAUACCUGGAGAGAACACUGAACUCUGUGUGGACUGUUCCUUCCUGUGCGUGUAUCUCUGACAAAAGUUACUGACUGGACAAAGUGAGAAUGAGAAUUACAACAUAUACUCAAAUAAAGAUUAUGUUUAUGUGGUCUGUCAA
Rattus norvegicus (Norway rat) is the source of this 2902-nucleotide messenger RNA. It is a transcript of the gene Reep5, whose product is annotated as receptor accessory protein 5. Gene Ontology annotation, cellular component: endoplasmic reticulum membrane; sarcoplasmic reticulum membrane. The coding region runs from base 96 to 665 and encodes 189 amino acids. Lineage: Eukaryota; Metazoa; Chordata; Mammalia; Rodentia; Muridae. The transcript is spliced from 5 exons. The record is from RefSeq and is marked validated.